This is a messenger RNA of Solanum pennellii, 1367 nucleotides long. RefSeq names its product AUGMIN subunit 1. Gene Ontology annotation, biological process: spindle assembly. The coding region runs from base 200 to 1117 and encodes 305 amino acids. The record is from RefSeq and is a predicted model, not a curated record. The transcript is spliced from 7 exons. Gene Ontology annotation, cellular component: HAUS complex; cytosol. Lineage: Eukaryota; Viridiplantae; Streptophyta; Magnoliopsida; Solanales; Solanaceae.
UUUUAAAUUUAUUUAUACUUCAAAAUCAAAAAUAGAUGUAAAAUAAUAUUUACCCCAAAACAAGAAAGGAUAUCAAAUUCGGACCCAAAAUCCUGUCGAUCUCUCUCGGGUUGCAUUUCAAUUGUAAGUGUUUGUCUACUGAUUUUGGCUGAAGGGUCUGAAAAUUCAAAAGGGAGGAACAAGAAAAAGAAAGAAAGACAUGAGUGAUAUAGUGGGGGGACCUGAUCCUUCUGCAAUUACUUCAGUAACAGCAGAAUCAUCAAAAACUACUGGUUUUGAUGCAAAUCGAAUUUCUGAAGUGAAAGCUUGGCUUACUUCACAAUUUGACGCUGUGGGUAAAGAUGUCCCUGAUUUUGAGUACACUCCUCGAAGCAUCGCUGAAUUACACAAGAUUGCCACUCUUUCGCAAGCCAAAACUCAAGCCUCUGCUAUUGUUGCCAAUGAUUACCGCCAAAAAGCAGCUGAGUACAGGUCCCAAGCUGCUAGGAUAAGAGAGAUACUGGAGAGUGUGGGAUUGGCCCAAGAGAGUUUACCAUCUAAUGUGGUUUCAUCUGCACAUGUUCUUGCCAAGGUUGCAAAUUUGUUGGAUGUUAGAGAUACUGAAUUAAGUAGUUUUCUUGUUGCAGUGGCAGAUCUUUCUCUACGGAAAACAGCAGUAGAAGAGAAGAGAGCUAAAGUGCAGCAGGAAUCAAAAGUUCUUCUUGAAUACACUCGAAAGGCAAUAGCAAGAUUGACUUAUUUGAAAAGAACACUCUCACAGCUUGAAGAUGAUAUUGCUCCAUGUGAAGCACAAAUGGAGAACUGGAAAACAAACUUAGCAAUUAUGGAGUCAAAAGAGAGGCAGUAUUUGCAGGAGUAUGGUUAUUAUAAGGCUGUGCUCAACCGUGUUGGUUACACCCCAGAGAUAAGUCACGGGGUAUUGGUCGAGAUGGCAGAGCAUAAGAAAGACUUGGAGAAGAAAACAAAACCAAUUCUUGAUACUCUGAGAAGCUAUCAAGACUUACCUCCUGAUAAAGCCUUAGCAGCGUUGGCAAUCGAGGACAAGAAAAGACAGUAUGCUGCUGCUGAGAAGUACCUUGAAGAUGUGUUGCAGUCUGCUCUUGCCUCCUCAGAGUGACGUAGAAUGCUUUUCUUUGAACAUCGCCUUCACUUCAGCUCGUAGUGCCUUGCCUGUCAAACAUUUGGUAAAUGAGAUUGGGAUUGAUUUUCUUUCGACUCGUUUGUGCUAUUUUUAUCCUUCACUUUUUGUAUGUGCCAUGAUGGUGUAUUCUCAACACUGCAAAUAACUCUUGAAAUUGACUCAUUAUGAUUUGUGUAAUUUGAAAAGGAAAAAGUUUAUGGUAAAGCCUAUUUCCUUUGUAUUUUUA